AUGGCCUCCCAAAACGAGUUGACUCAGGACCAUGUUCUUCUCGGAGAUCUAGACAUCUCGUUCAGACGCACAGUUCGGGUGCCCGAUGAUCAGCAACUAUCUCAGCUACCUCCUAACAUCGGGAAGUUUCCGCUCUUUCCAAGUCAAGGACUAUGCCGACAAGAUGCCCCGAGAAAUGGCGUUAACGCCAUUUCGGGAGAACCAGUAGUCGAGAAUGCAGCCACGACCUUACGAAGGAGACAGAAACUAAGCCAGAACAAGCCGAUCCAGGACUAUGUCGUUGUGCCUGACCAGAAGUGGCUCGAUGGAAUUGCCAACAGUACUGGCCAGGUCCGACAAUUUGUAGCCAUGUCGAUGGGGUCGGGACAUUCAAUCGAGGCCCAGGUCACUGGACAAGAUGUCGUUGGUGGCAUACAAGUUGAGAUCACUCCCGAAAAGGAAACGCGAAAGGACACAAUCUUUGUGAAGAUGCCCAACAUCCUGAAGCUUCAAGGCGGCAUGAAGAUCUACGUCAAAACCUUGACCGGAAAGACCCUCACGAUAGAAAUAGAGCCGACUCAGCUUAUUGAAGAUCUCAAGUUCAAGAUCCAGGACACAGAAGGAAUCCCCGUUGACCAGCAGAGAUUGAUAUUUUUGGGAAAGCAGCCAACAGACCAUCAUACUUGUGAGGAAUUCGGCAUUGGGCAAGAUGCAACCCUACACUUAGUCCUACGACUCCGUGGUGGUUAUGUUGCGCCUCAGGCCAGUGACAGCCAUGGCAAUGCUUCAAAGGCGGACGGCGCCGGUGCUGAGCCAGAAAUGAACUUGGCGCCAGGCGGCCUCAUCAAGCAAAACAUCGUCGAGGAUCCACUGCGAGGCACGGAGGCUCGUUGGGAUACUACCAAGACUGUGACUUUCAACGUCCAGAUUCUCAACACUUCGUCCUUUUCUCGCAUUACUGGACAACCAGCGCCGGAGACACCGAUCGAUGCUACGUCAUAUGCCGCUCUUGGCUACCCUUUUCACUUUAUGGAGGAGGGCGAUACCACAGUUUCCGGAAACUUCGAUGGUGUCAAAUCAGUCGCUACCAUUGACGGUAAACAUGAUGGUGUCAUCGAGACCAAAGUGAAGCCAAUCAAACAGUCCUCUGCGAUUGCAGUAUCGUCGAGCAAAAUUCCUCCGCAAGCAUCACCGGCUACCUACAUUCCAGUGCACGCUACCUUGGGGCCGAAUUUCUUCGACGCUACUGGCCCCCGAACCCCGUUUCGGCCAGCCGAAGACCUGGAGGCAGAACUAGGCAGAGUUUCUUUAGUCUCUUUUACCUAG
Ilyonectria robusta is the source of this 1305-nucleotide messenger RNA. RefSeq lists its product as uncharacterized. Gene Ontology annotation, biological process: protein ubiquitination; modification-dependent protein catabolic process. Bases 1 to 1305 code for a protein of 434 amino acids. Lineage: Eukaryota; Fungi; Ascomycota; Sordariomycetes; Hypocreales; Nectriaceae. The record is from RefSeq and is a predicted model, not a curated record. Gene Ontology annotation, cellular component: nucleus; cytoplasm. Gene Ontology annotation, molecular function: protein tag activity; ubiquitin protein ligase binding. The transcript is spliced from 4 exons.